UUAUUCUCCAAACCAAAACACAAUCUAAGUUAUAAGUUAGGAUAUCUAUAAGAGAUGUUUCGUUUUCCGGUGAGUCUUGGAGGUCCACAUGAUAAUCCUAUGCAGCCACUGCCGUCAGAUGAGCAGCCUCAUCGGGCGAUGAUGGACGAGGUUGACUUUUUCAGGUCGGAGAAGAGAGAUGAUCAUAAUAUAAUCACCGAGGAGACUAAUAGGGUUCAUGUCAAAAGGGAGAACUCACGUGCUGUUGUUGAUGAUGAUGAUCAUUCUACGGGUAUCAAUACUGGACUCAAUCUUCUCACUGCGCAUACGGGAAGCGACGAGUCAAUGGUGGAUGAUGGAUUGUCUGUGGAUAUGGAGGAGAAACGUUCAAAGAUUGAGAAUGUACAACUUCGAGAAGAGCUAAAAAAGGCAGCUGAAGAGAUUCAAAGACUAAAGGAAAUGCUAAGUCAAACAACCAACAAUUUCAACUCCUUACAGAUGCAGCUUGUUGCUGUCAUGAGGCAACAAGAAGAUCAUCAUCAUGUGGCCACGACCGAGAACAAAGACAAGGCCACUAAACGACAUGAACUAUCUGAAAUGGUUCCAAGACAAUUCAUCGAUUUGGGACUACCGACCGCUGAAGUGUCGUCCGAGGAGAGGACGACUGUUCGGUCAGAAUCUCCUCUAUCGCUCCUAGAGAACUCUAGCUCACGUCAGCGUGGAAAGAGAUUACUUGAGAGAGAAGAAAGUCCGGACACCGAAUCUAACAACUGGGGAAACCCUAGCAAAGUUUCCAAACACAAUGCUUCCUCCAGCAAUUGUAAUGGCAAUGGGAAUGCUAUCGAUCAGUCAGCCGCUGAAGCCACAAUGCGUAAAGCACGUGUCUCGGUCCGUGCUCGGUCGGAAGCUUCAACGUUAAUCGAUGGGUGUCACUGGAGAAAGUACGGACAGAAAAUGGCAAAAGGAAACCCGUGCCCUCGAGCUUAUUUCCGCUGCACGAUGGCCGUUGGAUGCCCCGUUCGCAAGCAAGUGCAACGUUGCGCAGAAGAGAGAUCCAUUCUCAUAACAACCUACGAAGGAAACCACAACCAUCCAUUACCACCGGCAGCUAUGUACAUGGCUUCAACCACAACCGCAGCUGCAAGCAUGCUCCUCUCAGGCUCCAAAAUGUCGAGCCAAGACGGUUUAAUGAACCCAACAAAUCUCUUCGCACGAACCAUGUUGCCUUGUUCCUCAAGCAUGGCCACAAUCUCAGCCUCUGCGCCAUUCCCAACCAUUACAUUGGACCUCACAGAAUCAGCAUCCAACGUUAACAGCCCAACCAAUAUGAAUCAGUUGAUGCAAUUCCCACAACGGUCUGGUUUCGGGGAGAUGAACCAAUCAGGGUUGCCUCAAAUGAUGGGACAGGCUUUGUAUUAUAACCAACAGCAGUCCAAGUUCUCGGGUUUACAGUUACCGACUCAGUCGCUGAACGCUAGCGAGAGUGUCAGCUCCGCUACUGCAGCUAUCGCUGCUAAUCCGAACUUUGCUGCGGCUCUAGCCGCAGCCCUCACGUCUAUUAUCAACGGUCCGAAUAACCACCAGAAUGGGGACAGUAACAAUGGUAAUAAUAAUGUUACGACCAGCAUUGAGAGGCAAUAACAUUUCUAUAUGUUCUAGGGUUUUGAGUUUAUUUUGUCUUAUUUUUAUAUUUUUGAUUGUAGUUAUAGCUUUUUAGAUCUUUUCCGAACAACGAGAGUCCUGAGAGCAAGUAUUUUUUUUUCUCGUUGCUUUUGUAUGAUUGGUAAUUUUGUUCAGGAGUAUAACUGAAUAAAAGUAGUUCUUAUAAACUCAAGUGGAUCAACCAAGAGCUAUGGUUCAGGUUUGCAACUUGAGGUCAUAGAGCUUGGUCAUUCGUACGU
This is a messenger RNA of Eruca vesicaria subsp. sativa (arugula), 1880 nucleotides long. NCBI's taxonomy places the organism in Eukaryota, Viridiplantae, Streptophyta, Magnoliopsida, Brassicales, Brassicaceae. The record is from the annotation of a GenBank genome assembly.